AUGUCUGGGCACGCGUACCCUCCAGUCCCCGCGACCGCAAUCGGCUUCGGCGGUGCGCGCGACCGUGAACACAAGGACAUCAUCCCCGAGUACACCGUCGAGGUACCGAGCCUGGCGUACAGCCCAAACGCGCGCGGGCCGUCCUACGAUGGCGACAAGGAGGUGGGGAGCGUCGAUGUGCGCGCGGUGCUGCGCACACCGAGUCCGACACCGAGCGAGGCGCAGGUGCUCGCAUCGAAGACGACGCUCUUUGGCGACUGGCGACGCCGCUUAGACUGGCGGCAGUAUGCAAACCGCCGCGGGAUAACGACUAUCGCGGGGGUGGUCGGGGCUCUCCUGUUCGUGAUCCUCUUUCUGGUAGAACAAAAGAAGAUCGUCGCCUGGCUGCAGCCCUUCGCGCACUGGAUGCACGACACUCCUGGUGGCUGGGUGAUCCCCAUCGCGAUCAUGUUUGUGCUCUCCUUCCCGCCUCUAUUUGGACACGAGAUCAUCGCGGUCGUGUGCGGCGACGUCUGGGGCGUUUGGAUCGGAUUCGGUAUCGUCGCCGCUGGAACGCUCCUUGGCGAGCUGGGAAACUAUUUUGCGUUCAAGUGGUUCUGCUCCGCGCGCGGGAGGAAAUUCGAGAAAAAGCGGCUGACGUGGGCACUUUACGCGCAGGUCGUGCGCGAGGGCGGGCUCGUCGUGCCGACUAUCAUGCGUCUCACGUUUAUCCCGGGACAUCUGCUAACCGCGAUCUUCUCGACGUGCGGAAUGACAAUAUGGGGCUUCUUCGUAUCCGCGACCCUAUCGCUCCCGAAGCAGCUCGCCGUCGUGUACCUCGGUGUCGCGCAGAACAGCGGCGAGAACCAGUCGACGACGAGCGGCAUCAAGGCCGUUGUGAUCCUCGCCACGCUCGCGAUGACCAUCCUCGCGAUGCGCCACGUGAAUAAGAAAGUUGACCAGGUCAAGGGCAAGGUCAUCUACGCGCGCCAGAAGGCGAGGUACGCACCCACAGCCCCGCCUCCUCUCCUGGUGCUGACAGGUACCUCGUCACCGCAGGCAAGCAAAAAUGCUCCGCGGGGAGGAGCCGCUGCCGAUGGACGAGGAACUCGCGCUUCGCCCGACCGCCCCGCAGGAUCCGUCGCAGAAACUCCCGGCACGGGCUUCCUCGUCGACGGGCGCUGGCGCUGGCGGCGUCGCUAUCCACAUGCCCGCGCCGCAGCGGCCUGCCAAGGCGGGAAGAGUCGGCGUCGGACGGCUGUUCGGAGGCCGGAAGAAGAAGGAAAGCGAUGUGGGCGUCGGGGCUGGGAGCGGGGGCGUCGAUGUGAACAACAUCGUGGAGGUGGAGCUGGGCGACAGGCAUGA
Molecule: messenger RNA, 1344 nt
Organism: Trametes versicolor FP-101664 SS1
Lineage: Eukaryota; Fungi; Basidiomycota; Agaricomycetes; Polyporales; Polyporaceae
Exons: 7
Coding region: 1-1344 (447 amino acids)
Source: RefSeq, a predicted model, not a curated record